AUGGCUACAACACGCAGGGCUCGCCCGACGCCUCCCGGUGGUCAUGGCAACCGCCCGCCUCAGGCCACGCCCGCCCGCCUCAGGCCACGCCCGCCUCAGGCCACGCCCGCCUCAGGCCACGCCCGCCCGCCUCAGGCCGCGCCCGCCUCAGGCCGCGCCCGCCUCAGGCCGCGCCCGCCUCAGGCCGCGCCCGCCUCAGGCCGCGCCCGCCUCAGGCCGCGCCCGCCUCAGGCCGCGCCCGCCUCAGGCCGCGCCCGCCUCAGGCCGCGCCCGCCUCAGGCCGCGCCCGCCUCAGGCCGCGCCCGCCUCAGGCCACGCCCGCCUCAGGCCACGCCCGCCUCAGGCCGCGCCCGCCCGCCUCAGGCCACCGCCCACCCGCCUCAGGCCGCGCCCGCCUCAGGCCGCGCCCGCCUCAGGCCGCGCCCACCUCAGGCCGCGCCCGCCUCAGGCCACGCCCGCCCGCCUCAGGCCACGCCCGCCUCAGGCCGCGCCCGCCCGCCUCAGGCCACCGCCCACCCGCCUCAGGCCGCGCCCGCCUCAGGCCGCGCCCGCCUCAGGCCGCGCCCGCCUCAGGCCCCGCCCGCCCGCCUCAGGCCGCCGCCCAGCCGCGGCCACUCACGGGCCUUCCUUCACCUCAGGCUCAGCGGCAGCUGA
Molecule: messenger RNA, 654 nt
Organism: Colius striatus (speckled mousebird)
Lineage: Eukaryota; Metazoa; Chordata; Aves; Coliiformes; Coliidae
Product: proline-rich protein HaeIII subfamily 1-like
Exons: 1
Coding region: 1-654 (217 amino acids)
Source: RefSeq, a predicted model, not a curated record